This is a messenger RNA of Colletotrichum acutatum, 1981 nucleotides long. RefSeq lists its product as uncharacterized. The record is from RefSeq and is a predicted model, not a curated record. The transcript is spliced from 3 exons. The coding region runs from base 1 to 1704 and encodes 567 amino acids. NCBI's taxonomy places the organism in Eukaryota, Fungi, Ascomycota, Sordariomycetes, Glomerellales, Glomerellaceae.
AUGUCAAGCUCUGAGAAGGGCGAGGCGUUGAAAAGCCAACAACUAUAUGCGUGGAAGGCUCCGCUCACAAUGUGCCUCAGUAUGAUGGGCGGGGUCGGCUUUGCAGUCGGUCAUCACUGCUUCUACGGGCGCCUCGCCGGAACGCCGCCCUCAUCAGAGACCUACUACGAUUUGGGCGGCGCUACCAGCCAGCAGCUCAACAUCGCCCUCGGAACACUGUUGGCUUCCAUGUCCAAGAUUCUCCUUAGCAUAGCCAUAUCCACGGCGCAAGAGCAGCACGCAUGGAGUGUUCUCAAAGCCCGCCCUUCAAAGCUCCGUUCAAUUGACGGCUUGUUGGCCUCCAAGUCGAAUGCUCUGAACAUACUAGAUGCCAGGCUCUGGGUGCUGUACCCACUUUCCAUGUUCUUGUCGCUUCUCUUCUGGCUUCUCCCAUUCGCCACGCUUCUUACUCCGGCGACGUUGACCGUCAAGGCAGAUGUGGCAAGGGGCAUGAUAAUCGGCCCGGUUCCCAGUAUCGACUUCACUACUGAGGCAUUUGCACGACUCACAGACGGCACGCGUACCACAACCUACUCAGGGCCGAGUGAUGGAGUCAGAAGAGCAGCACUCAGCUCACUCAUAUCAGGCACCAUCACUCCGAUGGCUUCUACCUACAUUAACGCCAGUUGGAUUUUGAACCUCGAAGCCCCAGCCCUCCGAUGCUCUGCUCUGGGUGCAGAUGACGAAUUGCGCAUCAAUGUCACCAAAUCAGCAACUGAGCGCUGUUCCUCUUCUGGUUAUUGUUAUCGUUAUAUCUCCUGGAUCCCAGGAUCAACUACAGAUCUUUCACCAUUUUUGCCGGAAAAGAACGGUGCUACGAGAGACGCAAUAUCUGGGCCUCAGGAUGCCCCAAUCUCCUUAUACGUUGCUGAACCCCAGGACAACGGGUCGAUUGAAUCGUUUACGAAAUGCACCUUGUAUACCGCCUCAUACCAUACUGAGUUCAUGUACCGGUCCGGAGUUCAGGAGAUCAGGGCAAUGACGACCAUGAAUAAGCCCAGUGACCCUUGGCUUCAGGCCGUAGGUCCCCCAUCGACAAGAACCUUUAGAGACGGCGUCGGGGUACCCUUCCAAGCGGUCAUGGAUGCAUUUUCUUCAAUGCUGGUUGGAAGCGCGUAUAUCAGUCGUAACGGUCCGGGCGCUCAGCGGUUCAUUGAUACGCAGGUGGGCAUAACAAACCUGGCAAAAAACUUGAAGUUCUUUGGAAACCAGUCUGGCAAUCACGACAUUGCUACGUUGCUGGAGGAGAUGUUUCUUAACACGACAUUGAGUCUAGUAUCUCAAACGGAACUAAAAAGUCCCAACGAGCCGAUCCAAGCCAACAUCGAGACGGAAGUAUACCAGAACGUCUACACUUACUCGGUAGCCCCCUUAUGGAUAGCCUACGGGGUCGCCGUGGGAAUAACUAUCCUGUCCAUUACCAUAGGUACUUGGGCGGUAGUCGUGGCAGGCUCUUCGUACAGCAGCAAGUUCUCGACAAUUCUGCGCCUUGCCUUCAACGUCCGCCUGUCCGAGUACGUCGAGCUUCAGGACACUGGCGGCGAAGAUCCGCUGUCGGAUCGGCUGGAAAACACGAUUGUUGCAUUCCCCUCAAGGAAAUCGAAGGGCGCGGAGGUUAAUGGCUCACUGUUGGAUAAUAGCGAGGAGAGACCAUCAGGGCCUUGAGGAAGUGAGUGGAAAGAAUGAGCUUUUCCAUACACGCUUGAUUAUAAGUUGAUGCUGUUGUCGUUCAAAGACAGGAGGAUCAUAGCCCCUACAGAGAACAGGAGGUGUCUGUUAAUUAUAUACGAGCUAUCACCAGUCUUUUAGGACUUGAUAUACAGACAAACAGGUUACGGGACAGUGCCUGACCGGUCAAGCAUAUUGGGCUAUAAUAACGGUACAGUAGGGAGUUAUGAUUCAAUCUCAGUUACCCUGAGACCGUAAGUCUCAGCCUCUCCCC